CGCAACGCGCCAUCGAAGGAAAUAGUGUAAGAAGUGCGUGAAGUCGAUCGGGACUGGACACGGAAUCUGAGAUUUAACUUGAUCCUCGCUCUAGUUUUGAGGAUGUAAAACUACAACUUGCGGACAAUGAAUUUUACUCGCCAUGUUUUUAUAAACAGCUGGUGAAUUCAUGAAGAUAAUACAGGCGACAUACUGGAUCUGCACGCCCCACUGCUGGCCCCGUCGGCACGGUAACUUUGGACAGAGGCAGGGCUCUCCUGCUAGCUGCCACACAAGCUAACUCCAGAUCUUGUCAUCGUUCCUCCUGAUGCUGAGAGGCUUGUGGUGACGCAUCUGCCUCAUCUACAGCUGAAUUACUGUGAAGAUUGUCUCUCCUCUGGCCUCCUGACAGAGUGAAACUGUGUCAACAUCAUAUAUAAUCAGACACAGAAGUCAAGAUGUCCAUCACCAACACACCUACCAGCAACGAUGCCUGCCUGAGCAUCGUGCACAGCCUGAUGUGUCACAGGCAGGGGGGCGAAAGUGAGACGUUUGCCAAGCGGGCCAUCGAGAGCCUGGUGAAAAAGUUGAAGGAGAAAAAAGACGAGCUCGACUCGCUCAUCACAGCUAUCACCACCAAUGGGGCCCAUCCCAGCAAGUGUGUGACCAUUCAGAGGACCCUGGAUGGGCGACUUCAGGUGGCCGGACGUAAAGGGUUCCCUCAUGUAAUCUACGCCCGGCUGUGGCGGUGGCCUGACCUGCAUAAGAAUGAACUGAAGCAUGUCAAAUACUGCCAGUUUGCCUUCGACCUCAAGUGUGACAAUGUGUGUGUCAACCCCUAUCACUAUGAGAGGGUGGUGUCUCCUGGCAUAGGUGAGCAUGGAGAGAUCUUCAACUUAUCCGGACUGACACUGACCAGCUCUGGUCCCAGCUCUGCACUGAUGGUUAAGGACGAGUAUGAUUUUGAUGGGCCGCAGAGUCUGCCCUCAAUCGAGGGAGGGCACUCCAUCCAGACCAUCCAGCACCCUCCAUCCGCCGGCUGCCCGGCCCCCUCUGAACCAUUUGCGACCCCGAACCUGCUCCCACCGGCUGAGGCCUCCACCUCUGCCUCAACAUCGUCCUUCCCCGCCAUUGCUGCUGGAGCAGGCAGUGCCAGCUCAAACUGGUCUAGGAACAGCAGCUUCACAUCCAACAUACCCCACCACACCAACGGCCAUCUACAGCACCACCCUCCUAUGCCACAUCCGACACACUACUGGCCAGUGCAUAAUGAGCUGGCCUUUCAGCCUCCGAUAUCCAGUCAUCCAGCUCCUGACUACUGGUGCUCCAUUGCCUAUUUUGAGAUGGACGUUCAGGUCGGGGAGACGUUUAAGGUGCCCUCCUCUUGCCCCACCGUGACUGUGGAUGGCUACGUCGACCCCUCAGGAGGAGACCGCUUCUGCUUGGGCCAGCUCAGCAACGUACAUCGCACUGAGGCGAUUGAGAGAGCAAGGCUUCACAUCGGUAAAGGGGUUCAGCUGGAGUGUAAGGGCGAGGGAGAUGUGUGGGUGCGAUGCCUCAGUGACCACGCAGUGUUUGUUCAGAGUUACUACCUGGACCGAGAGGCAGGCCGAGCCCCCGGAGACGCUGUUCACAAAAUCUACCCCAGUGCUUACAUCAAGGUGUUUGACCUCCGGCAGUGCCACAGACAGAUGCAACAGCAGGCUGCUACAGCUCAGGCAGCAGCUGCAGCACAAGCAGCCGCUGUGGCCGGGAAUAUACCUGGCCCUGGAUCAGUUGGAGGAAUAGCUCCAGCUAUUAGUCUGUCAGCAGCAGCCGGUAUCGGGGUAGACGACCUCCGCAGGCUGUGUAUUCUCAGGAUGAGUUUCGUGAAGGGCUGGGGGCCCGACUACCCCCGCCAGAGCAUCAAGGAGACCCCCUGCUGGAUCGAGAUCCACCUGCACAGAGCUCUACAGCUACUGGACGAGGUUCUGCACACCAUGCCUAUAGCAGACCCGCAACCUCUGGACUGAGCAUCGCACUGCAGCCAUACAGUGGCAAUGGAAAGUCUUCCUCGGUGAACUGUUGUGACACUGAAGCUGUCUCACGUGAAACAAAAGAAGACAAACCUUCAGGUGUGUUUGAGGCACCUUUGUGCACUGUGGCUCCUACUUUUGCUUUUUUAUUAUUUUUUUUUAAGCAAGAGUGACACUAAAAUGAGCCAAAGCCACACAUCAAAGAUAUCUUUAUUUUUGAUAGAUGGCUUUGAUUUUUAAUAACUGGAAUAUGAUCAACUGUAGGACUAGAAAAAGACUUCACAGAUAACUAUAGUUACAAAGCACCACAACAUGCACAUACAUGACCUGCAGAUUGCGACUACUGACAGACAUUAGAUUCAGUGCUGUACCGCUGUGCAAUGAGACGGCUCUCACAUCCAGUGAUGGAGCACCAGCGUGCUGCUGGUUUUCUAUCGCGUCGGUUUCCACUCGAGCCGCUACAGACCGCUUCACACCUGGGAUGACGAGCAAGUUCAGCCGACUGUCGGGCCGGAAUAGAAAAGCAGCGACACUCGAUGCGAUCGGCGCUCGACAUCACGUCGGUAGCUGCCUCUCAGAUGCUGGACAGGGUUGAGAGGACCACCCGGCUUGGAUCAGGUCGUAUUAGACGCCCACGGGAAUAUCACAGUGAGCGAAAGGACGAGCACCGCGCCUAAAGCCGCCUCUAACCCUCCGAACUGAAACACGGUCAAGUCAAUGGACUCUUCUAGGUCAGGUAUUGUCAAAGUAUGGGUUUGGACCGUAUAACUGGUUUGGCAAGACAAAGUACUUUUUACUCGGUAAUAUACUGUAAGUCUCGUGUGAUCGUGAGAGUUCAGGUCAGCUGCUGGACCCAAUCACGUUCAUUUAGAGGUUUCUUUAACUUUAAAUGUGAUUAUUUGUAUUUCUUUAGUUUUGAUUUUUAUCUCCAAGCAUACCCGACUCUUCACACUUGUUGAGAAUCAUUGUACUGAAAUAUCGUAUGACUUGCAGCCCACGUAUAUAUGCUACUUGAUCCAGGUCUCUUGUGUGUAGUUUACUGAUAAAGAUGCGUGAAUUGAAGACGGUGUCCCAGCAAUAUUGAAAUAUUUUCUUUGGUUUUAUUUUUGUUACUUUUAUUAAUUGAUUUGUAUUAUAUUUGUAGCACUUUAUUAUUUUUUCCCCUUGUUUUUAAUACAAUAACCCUAAUUUAGAGGUGGCUGUCCUGCAAUACGGAAAGGGAGUGAACAGACUGAUUUAUAUAUAUUUUGUAGGAGUGUGAGCAGAGGCAACUUUGUGAUGCAUUUGUACUGGAAACAUUUGUAACACUCUCUAUAGGCAUUGACACACACUGGUAGGGUUUCUUUUAUUUUCUUUCCUUUUAAAUCCAUGUAAAUAAUGUUGUUUUUGAAAUGCAUGUCAAUAUUCGCAUGAAUUUGAAUGACAAUUAGACCCCAUUCCCCCCCCCCCCCCCCUUUUUAAAUACAGUACUUCACAAACUGGAUUAUGUGAGGAGAGCUGUGUGCGUGUGUGUGUGUGUGUGUGUGUGUGUGAGAACAACAUUAAAGGCAAACCGUGGGAAGCUACAUAAUCAUUACUGAUGGAAAUUAUAUAAUUCAAUUAUAUAAACUUAAUGUUUUUUUUGCAGCCAGGCUUCUAAAGAAGGCAACUUGUCUCCUGAGAGCUCAUUUUCAUACAAUAACACCAUCAGUUAUGUGUGCAGCCUCUCUUUGAUAGUAAAAUGAGUUCAAGCGUAUUAUCAUAUUGACACAGAAAUAGUUAUUUCAACACGAGUCCCCUCGUCGCUGCGCUGCAUGUGAUGCAUUCUGUUACUGGUUUUUACGGCAUUGUUGCAGAUUAAGCACAUUUCAUUUACACAUGUUGAGACUCUUCUGUCCAUACAUUAUAUAUCUGAUCAUCGGCAUAUGACAAGACGUGUUUAUGUCCCUAAACGGGUGUGUUUUUUAUUUUUUAAUAAUGCUGUCUUGCAGAUGAAAAAGACAAAUUGGUUUCUUCGAGGUUUAGUUGAAAUUUGUUUGUUUGUUUGUCAUAAGAGAUGAUCCACUUUGCUCUCCAACUGAUGGAGCCAAACUAAGCAGCAGUGGGUUGCUUUCUCUCCUCUCUGUCCCAUCUUUCAUUAUUUCACUAUAAUUUGAAAAGCAUUGUUUAAAAGGUUUGUCCUACAUCAGGUAUUAAGAGUCAGUUAAGAGUGAAUGGUAGGAAACAGGAUAUUUUAUGAUUAUGUAUCUGAAUGAACUGAUGCUGAAUUCUGUCCAGAGAAAUAAUCUGUCAUGCUUUAGGGUGGUCAGAUGUCUUUAUAAUACUUGCAGUUAUUAUAGGAGCCUAUGAAGACACGGCUCACAUGAGUUGCUGUGGACUACUGUGACAGAUUGCAGAUAUGCAUUUUACCUGUAUUUCUUAUGCGAGAGUCUUUAAUUAAACAUGGCCUGAUAUUCUCUAA
This is a messenger RNA of Anarrhichthys ocellatus (wolf-eel), 4434 nucleotides long. Its product is annotated as mothers against decapentaplegic homolog 4-like. Gene Ontology annotation, molecular function: RNA polymerase II cis-regulatory region sequence-specific DNA binding; DNA-binding transcription factor activity, RNA polymerase II-specific; I-SMAD binding. Bases 438 to 1991 code for a protein of 517 amino acids. The record is from RefSeq and is a predicted model, not a curated record. Gene Ontology annotation, biological process: regulation of transcription by RNA polymerase II; BMP signaling pathway; SMAD protein signal transduction. NCBI's taxonomy places the organism in Eukaryota, Metazoa, Chordata, Actinopteri, Perciformes, Anarhichadidae. Gene Ontology annotation, cellular component: heteromeric SMAD protein complex. The transcript has 10 exons.